Molecule: messenger RNA, 2123 nt
Organism: Perca flavescens (yellow perch)
Lineage: Eukaryota; Metazoa; Chordata; Actinopteri; Perciformes; Percidae
Gene: plin3
Product: perilipin 3
Exons: 10
Coding region: 246-1526 (426 amino acids)
Biological process (GO): lipid storage; positive regulation of triglyceride storage
Cellular component (GO): cytosol; lipid droplet
Source: RefSeq, a predicted model, not a curated record
CCCAUUCUGUGCUUUAGCUUAACAGUCGAGAGACUGUUGUUGUUGGCUGGACCGGGUUCGUUGACCAACAUUAUACUGCAGGUCACGGCAGGACAACAGGAGCAACAGGCUGCCAGUGAGCAAUAAUCCCCUUGAAGCAAGCAUCGCCUUGAGGAUCACGGAUUGUUUCAGGGACGGCGAUUCCGUUUCCACAUUCACAAGACAUUUCUUCUCUGCAAGAUAAAAGAUUGAAUCCAGCAGUCAGAAUGGCAGACAGCGGGAAGACUAAUGAGACUGGAGCUGCAGCAGCUCAACCUGUUAAUGGAGACCAGCAGAAUGUUGUUUCCCGAUUGAGCAAUUUGCCUCUGGUCAGUUCAGCUUGUGAGGUGGUUUCCAGCGCCUACAGUAGCACCAAAGACAGUGUGCCCUUGCUGAAGGGAGUGAUGGAUGCAGCAGAGAGUGGGGUCCGAACCCUGGGAGCAGCUGCCACCACGGGGUCCAAGCCUCUUUUGGACAUUAUAGAACCACAGCUUGCUACAGUAAACGAGUACGCCUUGAAAGGACUGGGUAAGAUGGAAGAGAAGCUGCCGAUUCUUCACCAACCAGCGGAUGAGGUGGUGUCGGACACAGUAGGUAUGGUGUACCAGUCGGUUGCAGGGGCCAAAGAUGCUGUGGUGGGGGCUGUGAUGGGCGGUGUCGGGCUGACCUGGGCAGCGGUCAGCGGAGGUAUCUUCACCGCCAUGGGCACCAGGGUGGGCCAGAUGGUCAGCAGUGGGAUGGGCCUGGCCCUGAGCCAGUCCGAGGACUGGGUUGACCAGAACCUACCACUCACUGAGAGGGAGCUGGCUGCUGUGGCUGAACCUGUCACCAGUGAGGUGACUACCCCGUCGGCAAGCCCCAGCUACUUUGUCCGCUUGGGGAAACUCUCUGCAAAAAUACAGGAGCGAGCCCUGCAGCAGUCCUUGGUCCGUGCCCGGCAUGCCAGGGAUGCCACCUAUACUACAGUGGCUCAGAUUACCAGUACUCUGGACCUGCUUGAGAGCGCCCGUACCAGUAUGGGUACCGCCAGUAACCAGAUAGGAGGAGCCUCCGAGCAGCUGCUGCAGCGCUGGACAGAGUGGAAGCAGAAGCAGGCUGGAGCUGGACAGACUGAGUCAGAGCCAGAUGGGACCAGAGAUGAGGCUGAGCAGCUGGAAUGGCGAGUCCUCUCCAUGGUGCAUGGUCUGAGUGAUCAGCUGAGGUCAGCAUGCUCCAAUGUGGUGUCAAGCGCUCAGGGUCUGCCAAGUGCAGUCCAGGACCAGCUUACCAGCGCAAGGCGAUCAGCUGAAGAACUGCACUCCUCUCUGGGGAACACCAGCACUAUCACACCCCUCCUUCUGGAGCGCAGCCGUCACCACCUGAUCCAAGUUCAACAGUCUCUGGAUGGUGUAAUGGAAUAUCUUCUACACAACACACCACUCAACUGGCUGGUGGGACCUUUUGCUCCUCAGGUCACUGAGAAAGUAGAGGGAGAUGUGGCGAUGAAGCAAAGUGGACCGCCCAACUAGAGAAGACUGUUGUGUUUCUCCAUGAGUUAAUCAAUGUGGUGACAGAAGACCGGUGUUUACUGUAGAUGGACAAUUUAACAAAAAUAACCUAUCUAUCUGCUUGCUUUAAUGACGGAGGCCUUAAAUUCAUGUAGUCAUGUUUUUUUCAUGAUAAUGCACUACAUUUUUAUUAGUUAAUGACACUACAUUUGUGAUGUAGAAGUUAAUGGAAUUUAAUCAUGUCUGAAAGCUCUGACCUGUUGCCUUAGAGAAUUUAGAUACUUUUUUUUUUUAUUUAUCCAAAAAGAUAAGCAUUUUUACAUUUGUUGAAGAUUAAUCUAUGCAUGUGCCCAUACUGAUGUUCCAAAGACUUUUGAUAGUGCUUAAAAAAUAAUUCAAAGCAUUCCUAUCAACACCAAGAUCAUUUCAAGGCCCUAAAUUCCCUUUGUGACAAUAAAACUGAUAUGCAAAUUGAAUGGUCUGUUGAGUUUAUAGCGUGUUCAUAGUGUAUUCAUUUGUUUUUUUUAGAUUUGCAGUAUUAAUUUCAGUGUUUUGUGUCUGAACAUUGAUGGGUUUAUGGAAGCAGCUAAUAAACUGUCAAUAAAAAAUAAAAAAUGA